GUCUGCUAAGCAGAUGCUUGGACCUCUUCAGCCGAGGACACAGAUCGGCGGACUGAUCUUCGGCAAGGAGGAUGUGCAGCCCGUGCAGAAGGAGCCCUUGGUGGGCUCCAACUACGUCUUCCCGAAGCCGCUCCCCUGGCUGCAGGCGACGCCGCCGGGCCAGGGCUUCGGAGGCGACGUUACCAUGCCGGUCAGCCCGGCGGAGGUUCAGGUGCAGCAACCUCGGGAUGCCCUGCACGACAACGCCAUGGCGGCACGCAUCUCAGCGUGCGAGAAGCGGCUUGAGGGCUUCGAGUCCCAGGCUGGCUUUUUCCGGAAGCUUGAGGACGAGCUUUCGGCACUUCGCAAGGUGAUCGAUGAGCGUAGCAUCGUGGAGACUCAGAGGUUCCAGCAGCUGGAGGGCAAAGCCCAGCAGUCCCACGUCCACGAGACGCAGCUCCAGGACCAGUUGGUGAACCUUCAGGCCGAGUUCCAGCAGUUUACUACGCAGACACUGAAUCGGCAGCUCGCCGACCACGUAGACAUGGAGGGCCAGGUUUCGACUGCCCUAGCCCGGCAGAUCCACUCCACGGAGGAGUGGCGCUUGGCCAUCAAACACAAGGAUGCGCAGGUUCAAUCUGACCUGGAAAUGCUGAAUGCUUCGCUGGAGGACAUGCGGGAGAAGCUGCUCACUUCUCAGGCGGAGCUUCGCGUGCGGCUGACGGCCCUGGAAGUCCCUACGAAGGCCGACGGCCUCAGCCGCUCAGUGGAUCUCGGUGACGGUUUUACAGCCCAGGAGAUCGACUUCCUGAAGCAGCACCUGAGCAGAUUGCAGCAAGGCUCGGUGCAGAGCGGAGCCGCCCUGUCAGAGAUGCAGGCCCGGUUGGAAGGUGAGAGUGCAACACGCGCUGCAGCGCAGCAGGAGCAGAGUACUCGCUUGGAGGCCCUCAGCCAGGCCCUGGGCUUCUCAAGGGCACUGAUGGCCCAAUCCAUUGCUCA
Molecule: messenger RNA, 978 nt
Organism: Symbiodinium sp. CCMP2456
Lineage: Eukaryota; Dinophyceae; Suessiales; Symbiodiniaceae
Source: the annotation of a GenBank genome assembly